AUGUCAAUGUCCCGGUCACAGUCCCAUGUCCCCGACCAGCCACGCCCCUUUCUCCAACGCGUCACGGACAUCGGGCGGCUCCCGUACGGGGGCCUGCCGGGCCGCUGCGUGUACGGGCCCGACGAUCCGCCGGCCCACUUCGACGCGACCCUGACCAACCACUUCGUGCGCCAACACCUGGAGGCCAGCCUCAGCUGGGACGGGCACCACCUGCUGCAGCUGCUGGAGCAGAACGAUGUGGAGAACAUGCGGGUGAUGGACGGCUACCGGCCGCUCGUCCUCGAGCUGGACCAGUACCUCGCGCGCUUCUGGUGCCGCGCCGACAACGGGUUCUACUACUUCGUCUGCACCAAGCUCCAGGGGCUGGAGUACUGCAGCCGCUUCGUCAAGUGGGUCAACGUCAAGAGCACGCUGCAUCCGGUGGUCGAGGCCACCACGGGGCCGGGCUUGCAGCCGCUGAGCCAGGAGCUGGACGACCAGUUCAACAGCGUGCGUGACCAGCUGCUGCACCAGAUUGUGCAGCUGCAGCGGACGAUGGAAACACGUCCGUCACCGCAAGCCCUGCACGAGCUGCAGCUGCAGAAGGAGCAGUAUGUCGAAUCGGUGGUGCUCGAACAGAAGCAUCGGGUGCGGGCUUCACAACAGCAGCAGGUACAGCAUCAGCAGGUACAGCAACAGCACCCGCAGAAAGAGCAGCCACACAAACGGCAGCCAAAGCAGCAGAUGCAGGGGUUUCACAAGUUCCGGCUGGUUCAGCAACAGCAGCCACAGCAGAGGCAGCCGAUGCAGCCGAUGCAGGAGUUUCACCAGUACCCGCUGGUUCAGCAGGAGCUGCAGCGGUACCACCAGCAGCAGUGA
Molecule: messenger RNA, 858 nt
Organism: Aspergillus aculeatus ATCC 16872
Lineage: Eukaryota; Fungi; Ascomycota; Eurotiomycetes; Eurotiales; Aspergillaceae
Exons: 1
Coding region: 1-858 (285 amino acids)
Source: RefSeq, a predicted model, not a curated record